Molecule: messenger RNA, 739 nt
Organism: Quercus lobata
Lineage: Eukaryota; Viridiplantae; Streptophyta; Magnoliopsida; Fagales; Fagaceae
Product: 40S ribosomal protein S19-1-like
Exons: 4
Coding region: 80-511 (143 amino acids)
Biological process (GO): ribosomal small subunit assembly; translation
Cellular component (GO): cytosolic small ribosomal subunit; ribosome
Molecular function (GO): structural constituent of ribosome; RNA binding
Source: RefSeq, a predicted model, not a curated record
AUAGUAGGCGUAUUUUCUUACACGCGCGACACACAUCUUGUAGGAGCUCCGCCGCAGCAGCAGCAGCAAUCAGAAGAAGAUGGAGACGGCGAAAAUGGUCAAAGAUGUGUCCCCUCACGACUUCGUCAAGGCCUAUGCUGGUCACCUUAAACGCUCUGGACGGGUCGAGCUGCCUGAAUGGACUGAUCUUGUCAAGACUGCUACAUUUAAGGAGCUUGCUCCAUAUGACCCUGAUUGGUACUACAUUAGAGCUGCUUCCAUGGCAAGGAAGAUCUACUUGAGGGGGGGUCUUGGUGUGGGUGCCUUUAGAAGGAUCUAUGGAGGAAGCAAGAGAAAUGGCAGUCGUCCACCUCAUUUCUGUAAAAGCAGUGGUUCUAUUGCUCGUCACAUACUUCAGCAACUACAGAAGUUGAACAUCAUUGAAAUUGACUCAAAAGGUGGGAGGAAAAUCACAUCAAGUGGCCGACGAGACCUUGACCAAGUUGCUGGAAGGAUCUCACUUACCCAUUGAGAGAUUAAUGCAGGCUUGUUAAGGAUGCAGAAGUACUUGAGAAGAACUUUGGAAUUUAGUUUGAGUAGACAUAGAUAUAAGAAGCUAGCAGCGUUUAAUUUUCAGCUUUAACUUUGUUACUUUUGUGAAGAGCUCAGCUUCAAAUUUCAAUGAGUUCACAGGGCUAGUUGUUUUGACAAUGUAAUUCAAUUGAAACCAUUUUAAAUGAUUUACCUCUCUUUGCUUCCA